AUGCCCGGGCGCCGGCGCCUUCCAGCGGGGUCGCGAACCGACCUUCCGCCACUGAAGAUUAUUCGCAAGAUCAUCCUUCUCCAGUUUGCCUAUUAUGUCUGUGCCACGGUUCUCAUCCUCUUCACCACGGUCGUAUAUGGCGCGCCCUUCUCGCUAGACCUGAUUUUUGGAUGGGACUACCUGAGAGGAGACACGACAGUUGGAUGGAUGCUGGGGCUAGUUUGGAUGUUGAACUGCUUCAUUAGCGUAAUUUUUCUUCUGCUUUUCGUCUCCCGCUCCAAGCUGGUUCCCGAUUUCGCCCUCACGAUUCACCUCCUUCACCUCGUUGCCACCAUCCUCUACACCCACUCUCUCCCCAUGAACCUACUCUGGUGGGGACUGCAGUGUGCCAGCGCCGCCAUGAUGACCUUCGGAGGCAUGUGGGCAUGCCAGCACCGUGAGUUGAAGCCGAUUGCCUUUGGCGGACUCGGCGGUAGCAGUCAAACGAACUCGUCCUCGCAACAGCCCUCAGACGACCAAGCCGAGUCAAGCUUCGGACGUGGCCGCGGCCGGGAGCGUAGUCUUCAGGACUACGAAAUGGAUGAGAUGAAGGCGACGGGCGAGCACGCUGUAUGA
This is a messenger RNA of Penicillium cinerascens, 615 nucleotides long. RefSeq names its product protein SYS1. Gene Ontology annotation, biological process: protein localization to Golgi apparatus; Golgi to endosome transport; Golgi to plasma membrane protein transport. The coding region runs from base 1 to 615 and encodes 204 amino acids. Gene Ontology annotation, cellular component: trans-Golgi network; Golgi membrane. The record is from RefSeq and is a predicted model, not a curated record. NCBI's taxonomy places the organism in Eukaryota, Fungi, Ascomycota, Eurotiomycetes, Eurotiales, Aspergillaceae. The transcript is spliced from 2 exons.